AGAAAUAUCUUUCACAAUUUCCCGCCCAAAGAGCUCCCCGUCCUUCGAGUUCGCUUCGACAUUCUCUCUCCGCUGGUAAUUUCUCCGCAGUCAUCCAUGGAGUCCAUGGAAAUGGAGGAGAACCCUAGCCCUCACGAGAAAUCAAUGGCAGCAUUUCUGAUACGCUUCUGCUCGGAUCAGCUUCGCAUCAUCACUCUCUCUCCCGACUCCGAUCUCCACUACCCUCUCUACAUCGAAUUUGCAGAGCUUGUGGAUUACGAUCCUCCUCUUGCCCACCUCGUGUUCUCUCAGCCUAGUCAAUACUUGAAGGAUUUUGACGACGCGGCUAUUUGGGCUCACAGAGUUUUAUUGGGGAACUUGAGAGAAAACAAAGAUGGAGUGGAGAAGAAUUUCAUUCACAUCCGGAUCAAUAUCAGUGGAUCUCCACUUGAAUGCCCUGAGACUUUUCCAAGCAUUGGGCAUGUGAGAGUGAAGCAUCGAGGUAUUCUUCUUACCCUAAAGGGGACUGUAAUAAGGUCUGGAGCUGUAAAGAUGUAUGAAGGGAAGAGGUGGUAUAAAUGCCGAAGAUGUAAUCACAGCUUCCCAGUGUAUCCUGAGCUGGAAGCAAGAAACUCCAUAGUUCUGCCGUCCAUUUGCCCAUCUCAGGGGUCUAAAAGUUGUGAAGGCACAAAUUUCCAAUUUGUGGAGAACAGCAUAACUUGCCAAGAUUAUCAGGAAAUAAAAAUUCAAGAGAGCACACAAUUGUUGGGUGUUGGGGCCAUCCCUCGUUCAAUUCCUGUUAUUUUGCAGGAUGAUCUGGUUGACAUCGUCAAAGCUGGAGAUGAUAUAAUCGUCACUGGAAUCUUGACUGCGAAGUGGUCUCCUGAUCUGAAGGAUGUGCGCUGUGAUCUUGAGCCAGUACUAGUUGCCAAUCACGUGAGGAGAACCAAUGAACUGAAGUCAGCGGUCAAUAUUCCUGAUGAUGUCAUCAUGAAAUUUAGGAAUUUCUGGAAUUGCUUCAAGGAUACACCACUGAAAGGGAGAAAUGCUAUCAUGCGUGGUGUUUGUCCUCAAGUUUUUGGACUCUUCACAGUGAAACUUGCAGUUGCUUUAACGCUCAUUGGAGGUGUUCAGCAUGUUGAUGCUUCGGGAACAAAGAUUCGAGGAGAGUCUCAUUUGCUUCUGGUUGGGGAUGCAGGUACUGGAAAAUCCCAGUUCUUGAAAUUUGCUGCAAAAUUGAGUAAUAGAUCAGUCAUAACUACUGGCUUGGGGAGCACAAGUGCUGGAUUGACUGUAACUGCAGUUAAAGAUGGAGGUGAAUGGAUGCUUGAAGCUGGGGCUCUUGUUUUGGCAGACGGAGGACUUUGUUGCAUUGACGAGUUUGACGGCAUGAGGGAGCAUGACAGGGCUACCAUACACGAGGCUAUGGAACAGCAGACAAUUAGUGUUGCUAAGGCUGGCCUUGUAACGACUCUUAGCACCAAAACAAUCGUAUUUGGUGCAACAAAUCCAAAGGGACAGUAUGAUCCUGAGCAACCUUUGUCUGUCAAUACAACACUGUCUGGUCCCUUACUUAGUAGAUUUGACAUAGUUCUGGUGCUUCUGGAUACAAAAAAUCCGGAAUGGGAUGCAGUUGUUUCUUCUCACAUUCUUAGUGAGGGAGUGUCAGAUAACGGUGGUCGUGAUGAAGAUCUAGCAAAUAUGUGGCCUCUUGAAAUGUUGAGGAGGUACAUUCACUUUGUAAAGUCUUACUUUAGACCAGUCCUCACUAAGGAAGCUGAAAUAAUAAUAUCAAGCUAUUAUCAACUUCAACGAAGAUCUUCAACUCAUAAUGCUGCAAGGACAACUGUGCGCAUGUUGGAAAGUUUGAUUCGCCUAGCUCAAGCACAUGCAAGACUAAUGUUCAGAAAUGAAGUUACACGUCUGGAUGCUAUCACAGCCAUUUUGUGUGUCGAAUCCUCCAUGACUACAUCAGCAAUUGUAGACAGUGUCGGAAAUGCCCUUCACUCAAAUUUUAAUGAAAAUCCCGAUCAUGAAUAUUGCAGGCAAGAAACUUUGAUACUUAAAAAGUUAAGUACAGUGGAAGACUUUUCUGCUUUGAACCUCUUGGAAGUGUUGUGAGGAUCAGAAUACUUGAAGAGCAGAAAGUUUGCAGCCUGUUCCAGGUACCAAAUUCUCAGUGUCUGUCGUUCUAUUAUGAGUUGAGGGCAGAGCUGUAGAAUUGCUUUUGCUGGAAAGAAGUGCCCUGCAAAUCUUCGCCUCCUUAUCUUCUUAAAGACAGGGAAGGUAAUACAAAGUGUUUGACGCUGAUGUGGAAUGUAAAUCAUUUGUUUGUAGUUGUCUUCCUUAUUAUCUUUCUUAGGGUUCAUACAAAGUUUUAUGAGCUGAGGUUGUUAGUAUUAC
This is a messenger RNA of Rhodamnia argentea, 2382 nucleotides long. RefSeq names its product probable DNA helicase MCM9. The transcript is spliced from 20 exons. NCBI's taxonomy places the organism in Eukaryota, Viridiplantae, Streptophyta, Magnoliopsida, Myrtales, Myrtaceae. Gene Ontology annotation, cellular component: nucleus; MCM complex. Bases 97 to 2100 code for a protein of 667 amino acids. Gene Ontology annotation, biological process: double-strand break repair via homologous recombination. Gene Ontology annotation, molecular function: ATP binding; single-stranded DNA binding; single-stranded DNA helicase activity. The record is from RefSeq and is a predicted model, not a curated record.